CGCUGGUUUCAGUUUCAUGCGCUUUCUCUUGUGGGGUGUUUCCAGUUUCUUUUUUUGUUUUUUAGUUUUCUCGUUAUUAAUAUUUACGUUUUAUCUCUGUGUUAUAAUUCGUAAACUCCCGCAGUUGGCUCGGACACGCAGUUCGCUCCAGGGUUCGCGCCAGCUGCGCUUCCCCAUCAUGUGAUGUUGCCGAACGCCGCGGCCACGGCUCCAGCCACUGAGGAUCGGUGUGUGCAAUAAAAGCGAUUCCACAGACAUGCUCCUGCACACGCGAGCGCCCCAGCUUGUUGGCUUUUACUUAACUAGCAGGUAGCAUAAUUAAGACACGUCCCGGGACUCGGCUUUCGCGGUCGUUACAUGUUUUCGGCGUCUCCUCCAGCGCUUGGCUAACGAUGUGAACUCACGUUAGCUCCGUAUUACCAACACUCACCCAGGCUGAGGCUGGGGCGCAGCAGCAGGAGCCACUGAGCCGACGGUCAUUUCCGACAGCUCCGUAUGGAUUUGACGUCGGCAUACAUUGUUGCUUGAUGUUCCACAAAGGGUCGACUACUGGUGAUUUCGAAGAUGGGGGAACCCUGUGACCUUAAGCACCUCGUAAAGUGUGCCACCACUUCGGAGUGUUCAUUUCUCUGAUUUGGAUUAUUCUUGGCCAGCAGCUUCUCCGGGCCUACUAAUCCUUGAUGAGUUUCUCAAUGGACACCCUGCUCAAGUCAGAGAUCAGAGAGGAGGGCAGUGGAGCUUCACUGAAGGUGGAGGGCCUAUCAAAGGCAGCUCUUAUGAAAAGCCUGUCUCCCAGAGUGGUGCUCUCCAAUCAUCUCUUGCCUAAAGGGAGCAAAAUGAAAGUCAACCUAGAAGAUCAGGGUCGCCAGAAAGUGUCCUUCAGCUUCACACAGACCAAGAAGUCACGACAGAGCCUGUUCUUUAUCCCUUCAAGCCCUGACAAGUCUGUCACUGAACCUCAGACUAAGGAGGACAAAGGAGGGCAUGGUAGAUGCAAUUCUGAGCAAAAGCAGUCAUGCACGGUGCAAGAAUCAAUAGCAGAGUCACAUUCUCAGGCACCCGUCCCCUCAGCCACUAAACAUAAGCCAGACUUAACAAAGAUACAUUUUAAAAAGCAACUUAUCAGUGUGUCUGCAGCAGAAGAGCAACCAAUAUCUGUUAUGGUUGAGGAGGAGCACUCCUCAGAUUUUCAGGAUGCACAGAAGUCAUCAGUUCAGAAUGCAACUGAAUUAUCUACACCCCAGCCCCCCAGUGUCAGCUCGACUGAAAGCUCUGCCUUUGAAGGCACUGACGCAUGGAUAACCCCAACCGUUAAGCAGUCAGCUGCUUCUACAGUAAAGGAUGGUGAGACUUCAAGCAGCACUGAGUCUGUUAAUAAGGCAUGUAAAAUGAAAACCAGGUCCCAAUCGGACAGUGCUCCCAUUUGCUCAGAGUCUGAAGGUGACUCCGCUCAGAUGUCUUCCAGUCAAAAAGCAGCAGACUCCAAAGGUAAAUCAAACUUGGACAGCAAAAGCAAAGACGUAAAAAAGUCUUCCUCUGGUCCACAUGGAGAGGAAAAAGAUAAAACCUCCUUUAAAAGGUCAGAGAAUCAUGAAAGGUCUUCUAGUUACUCCAAAUCAGAUCGUGAUUCUAGACACACGUCAUCACGCUCAUCCCGAUCAGACAAAGAUCGCAGAAGGUCCCGGUCUCGAUCACGGUCUAGAUCAAGAGGGGCUCGAACUAGUUCAUCUCAUUCCAGGUCAGAGAGGUCAAGAGGUGACCGAGGAUCCCGCUCGGAGAGGUCAUAUUAUCACGAAUCUGAUUGGAGAUCACAUCGGAGUUCUCCACGCAGAGAGAGAAGACGUUCUCGUUCUCGCACUGACAGAACUCGGGACAGCUCGGACUCUGAGGAUGACCACAGGAAGACAAAGACAAGGACUAGUGUUACCACUAGAUCGUCCGCCUAUUCAAACUCACAUAGAGAAUCAAAGUCCUCCUCCUUCUCUAAAUGUGAAAAAGUCUCUAAAUCUGUAGGCUCUCCUCACGCUUCAGAGAUGGACAAGAAAACACAACUGACAAAGGCUGAAAGGACUUCAAAGCGGCCUGACUCUGAUUUACCUUGGAAAUGCUCUCCUGAUCUGGACCCCAACCACCAUAGAUCUAACACCCAUUACAAAUCUGAAACCAACAGGAAAUCCUCUUCUUCCAGUUUACACACUCGCUCUCAGUCAUACGAGAAACGGCACAAAAGCAGCUCUAGUGAAUCUGAAACAGAUCAAAAAGGAAGGUCUCAGUCUUCUGACAAAAGUGCAGGCUCUGAAGAGAAUAAUGAUAAAUCAGUACAGAAAAGUGGUGAACCAGAUCUGAACCAGGUUGCUACUUCUGUAAAGAACACAGAAGAAAAUGGACAAAUGGAUCACAUUUUUCCCAACCAAGCAUCAUCCUGUACAACCACUGAUAAACUGUCUCAGAGUGAAGAAGAAUCACCCCCCAAUCAGGAUACUGAGGAACAAUAUGUGAAACAGGUGGUUCCCUUUGUUGAAAAAGCUUUGGAAGAAUCAUUGUCUGAAGUGACAUACGUAAAUAAUUCAAGUCUCAAAGAUGAGAAUAGAAAUACCUCACCUAUAAGCCAGAGUGAAAACCUAAAGCAUGAAAAUGCCACCCCGGGAAACUUGAGCAAUGUGAAGGACAGCAUUUCUUCAAAUAAUCAACCAUAUGUGAAUUUAAAUGCAACUGUCUUAAUUGCGUGCAGUAAUGACAGUAUAAUGAAUAACUGUUCACUAGAGCCAAAGUCCAUACCUGAUAGAGCAGAGAUGGCAGUCACAAAUGAGGUCCAAGAGAACACUAAAGUAGAGACUGAUGAGCAGAAUCAGGUUCUGACAGUCGAGCAGCAGUCCACCUCAGCUUUGCCAAGCAAAUCAGAUUCGGCGUGUCUUGAAACUGAAAAUCAGCUGAUAUGUGGACAGGAAAGUGUUAAUUUGGGUAAAAAACCUAUCAGUACUGCCAAAAAGUCUCGAUGGGACAUUGUUGGUCAAGACUUUUCAGAGUUUGAUAAUUCACAGAAGACACCCAGUGCAGAGAAUAAACCUACUACUAAGAAAGUCAUCUCUAUCAAAGAAGUAGAGUUUUCUAAAGAGAAGAGCCAACAACACUUUAAAGAUAACGUUCAAGAAUCUGAAGCACAUUCCACAAUAGUGAAGCAGACUGAGCUGUUUAAGCAAGAAGCUGGAACAGAUAGAAUCACCCACCAAUACAAAGACCAAAGCGAGCUGUCACAACCAAGCACCAGCAUCAACCACUGUGACUUACAAUUAUUUGUUUCUGAGAAAACUAACGUAAAUGGGCCUGUGCACAUAGGCGAUGCGCUGCAGGUUGACAUAGCUGCAAAGAUACAAAGUUGGAAUAAACAGGAUCAUGAGGAAGAAUCAAAAGACAGUUCUAAGACUAAGAUGAGAAAGAGAGCAUCCCCUAAUGAGGAUGCAUUAGGAGGACAGAGUGAGGUCAGUGACAGUGACAACUCAGAAUACGACUCUGACUGUGAUGAGGCUAUAAAGCGAUUGCACUCUGUAGUAGUGGUGCCAAAGAAUUCUUCCUUAACAGUGGAAAUGCAGAACACAGGAGCAUCUUGCAGUCCUAUGGCUAAUUCGGACCAUCACAGCGCUUACACUGCAUCGGAUGUAAAUAUCCGUAAAGUCAUCAAUCAAGGCAACCCUGAACAAAGACGCUCUUCCGCUGCAUUUGGAGGAAACAGUGGUUCUUGUGUUGAUUUGAAUGAGUCACCCAGAAGGAGCAUGUUAUGUCAGUCUCAGAGCAAUAUGAUUGAUAGCACAAGUCACUUGGAGGGCUCCAGUUCCAUCAGUGCACUACCUGGUCCUGGUCAUAUAAAUGCCAGUAGGAAUACCCCAGAUCCUGCCUACAGCUUUGAUUCUUCCAAACAAAUGUACAGCCAACAUGCUGUAAAUAGCAGAGGUGAACAGAUACACUUCCUCUACCAACAAGAGGGUUUUUCUUGUGCUGGCAAUUUUGGCGAUAAGGGUCAUUUCAACUUUUGGGACUUUUCACAAUCAGAACAGCCCAGUAGUACGUACCAACAGCCUGAUAGCAGUCAUGGGCCACAAUUACUAAACACUAAACUGUCAGAGACCUCUGUCAAAGGACAGGAACAUGGACAAGAUUGUGCUUCCUUGAACCAUCACUCGCCAAACACACAGACCAGCCGAAAACCGUACCUCCAUUCAGAUGAACAUUGUCAGGAUAUGACAGAAAUCCACCCAGACUCUCUGACCAAUGAUCAUGAUGACUACAGUAGUGAUAAACAAACAAAUCUCAAUCCAAGUUUUGAAUGCAGUGGACUAAACACUCCAGGGUCAUCAAGUUUUGUACAAGGACACGAAAUCAGCAGCAACAGCAGGGGCUCUGUCGUACCGGAACCCCCUAGUGUAGAUCAUUAUAGACCCCAGAGAGGCAGGGGUCCACCCAAAAAACGGCGUCAUGAGGUUGAGUCCGAUUCAGACAAUGAGGCGGAAGCCGGGCCCACAAGCAAACGGGAGCGCCAAGGAGAUACAGACACCUCUAAGGAAACUUUUGCCAAGGCUGGGGUGCAUCAUCCGUCACUUACUUUGCAGGAGUUUCAAGAUGCCAGUAAAUGGAAAGAGUUGGCUAAGUCCAAAAAGAUGCCUCCUUAUUUUGAUUUGAUUGAGGAGAACCUGUAUUUGACAGAGAGAAAAAAGAGCAAAUCUCAUCGAGAUAUCAAGAGGAUGCAGUGUGAGUGCCCAGUGUUGCCCAGAGAAGACCGUGCAAGAGGAGUAUUGGCAUGCGGAGAAGACUGCUUGAACCGAUUACUUAUGAUUGAGUGCUCAUCGCGGUGCCUAAAUGGAGCUUAUUGUUCGAAUCGACGCUUUCAGAUGAAACAACAUGCAGACUUCGAUGUUAUCCUUACAGAAGAAAAGGGCUGGGGAUUACGGGCAGCUAAGGACUUGGCUUCGAACACCUUUGUGCUGGAAUAUUGUGGAGAGGUGUUGGACCACAAAGAGUUCAAAACAAGAGUGAAAGAGUAUGCUCGCAAUAAAAACAUUCACUACUACUUCAUGUCUCUGAAAAACAAUGAGAUCAUUGAUGCAACGCUCAAGGGCAAUUGCUCUCGGUUUAUGAAUCACAGCUGUGAACCGAACUGUGAGACCCAAAAGUGGACUGUCAAUGGCCAGUUAAGAGUUGGUUUCUUCACCACCAAGGCUGUUUCAGCAGGAACUGAGCUUACAUUUGAUUACCAGUUCCAGAGAUAUGGCAAAGAAGCACAAAAAUGCUUCUGUGGAGCACCCAGCUGCAGAGGCUUCCUGGGCGGGGAGAACAGAGUUAGUGUUCGGGCAGCUGGAGGGAAGAUGAAGAAAGACCGCAGUCGAAAGAGUGCUCUCACCACGGUUGAUGAGGAACUGGAGGCAUUACUGGAGAAUGGAGAAGGACUGUAUGAUGAGAAACAGGUGGUGUCUCUCUGCAGACUAAUGGUCCGAGUGGAAACCAUGCAGCAGAAACUCAUCUGCCUCAAGCUUAUACAGGAUACUCAAAAUCCAUCAUGUCUGAAGCAGUUUCUGGACCAUCAUGGGUUGUCUUUGCUGUGGAUCUUUAUGGUAGAGAUUUCUGAAGCUAAAGGCAACAGUGCUAAUAACACCAAACUGCAGUUAGAGAUUAUGAAGACCUUGGCUGUGCUGCCUAUCUCUACCAAGAACAUGCUGGAAGAGAGCAGAGUCCUGACUUUUAUUCAGCGGUGGGCACAGACAAAAGCUCUGCCUCAGCCUGCUGAGAUGGAUGGCUAUUCUAGUGAGAACACCUCCCGUGCUCAAACUCCACUGAACACCCCUGAUGGUUCCUCCACCAAAUUGGGACAAGAACUAGAAGGCGAUGCCUCCAAACCUGCUGUUUUUCGCAGACUGAAAAUCAUCAGUGAGAACAGUCUGGACAGUGCACUUUCUGAUGCAAGCAAAGCAUCUGAUUGUAAAGAGGAGGAGGAAGAUGAGGAGGAGGACGAUGAAGAUGAAGAAUCGUCACAUGUAGGACUUCUUGAUAGUAAACAGUUGAAGGAAGAGCAAAAUGGUGAAGAUGGAGAUCUCGCAAAGGAAACAACGGCAGACUCUGUGAAAGAGGAAAAGGUUGAGAGUCAAGAAGACGCAGACAUAGGGUCAAGUUGUCAGCAUCAAGUUGAGAUUGAAGAUGCAGAGGUCAAAAUGGAAAUUGAUCUGGAAAAGGGAGAAAUUGAGUUGAAAAGAGAGGUUCUGAAGAAGGAACUCGAGUCAAAGGAGGCUGAGAAUGGAAACGAGCAGCCCAGUCAGACAGAGACAGAAAAGCAUGAGCUGGCAGAUGAUCAGCCUUCUGUUGACUGUCCAGAAAAGACAGAGAGUGAGUGCAAUCAAUCUGAGACUGAACCCAUCUCAGCUGAGAGUAAACCCAUGCAGGCGGAAGCCGGGCCCAUGCAGGCGGAAGCCGGGCCCAUGCAGGCGGAAGCCGGGCCCAUGCAGGCGGAAGCCGGGCCCAUGCAGGCGGAAGCCGGGCCCAUGCAGGCGGAAGCCGGGCCCAUGCAGGUGGAGCCCGGAGUUGUCCAAACGGAGCCCGGAAUAAUCCAGGCGGAGGUCGAAGUUGUCCAGACGGAGCCCGGAAUAGUCCAAGCGGCGUCCGGAGUUGUCCAAACGGAGCCCGGAAUAAUCCAGGCGGAGGCCGGAGUUGUCCAAACGGAGCCCGGAAUAAUCCAGGCGGAGGCCGGAGUUGUCCAAACGGAGCCCGAAAUAAUCCAGGCGGAGGCCGGAGUUGUCCAAACGGAGCCCGGAAUAAUCCAGGCGGAGGCCGAACCCAAUGAAAAGGAUAGUGAAUCCAUCCAAAUCAAUGCCUCUGAUCUCCCACCUGAACUUCCUUCAGAGCAGAACAAAGCUCAAUUAGAGACACAAGAGCCUGAGAAAACGUCUCCUGACUGUGAGGUGCAACCUGGUGAAUCUACAACUGAUGCUGCUCCAUGCUCCGAGAUCCCAGAAGCCAGCAUACACUCCGAGGUCUUGGCAGUCCAAGUAGACCCAUCAGUGAUUGGCACUCCUUCUCAGGAUGAAGAAGGUGUGUCAGAUGUAGAAAGCGAAAGGAGUCAAGAGCCCCAGUUCAGUGCUUUGGAUAUUAGUGGCAUGGCUGCCAGACUUCUGGAAAGCUGGAAGGACCUAAAGGAGGUUUACAGAAUACCAAAGAAAAGUCAGGUGGAAAAGGAAGCAAACGAUCGCAGCAGAGAGCGAGACAUGGGUUUGUUGCCACGCGCCACUUCUGGAAGCCGAGAACGUGAAAGGGAGCGCGAUAAAGACAGGGAUCGUGAUUAUGACAGAGACUGGGACAGGGAUCGGGAUCGACUCUCCGACAAAGCCACACGUAGCACAGAGAGGAGGAGGAGACGCUCCUUGUCCCCACCGUCCUUAUCCUAUGAGAGGAGCAGCCGACGCACUGACGAACGGUUUGACCCAUCAAACAGUAACAAGACACCAAGAGGUGUGGGUGGAAAGGAGCGCAAUAAACUUUCAACUGAAGAACGUAGAAAGCUGUUUGAGCAGGAGGUUGCUCAGCGGGAGGCCCAGAAACAACAACAGCUCCAACAGCAGCAGCUUCAGACUAUGGCUUACAACCCUGCACUGGCCUACACCUCCAGCCCUGGUUUUAUCACCUAUCCUCCUGGAUAUCCCAUUCAGACUUUUGUGGAUCCUUCCAACCCUAAUGCAGGAAAGGUACUGCUCCCUACACCAUCUGUUGAGCCCACCUUGAACUAUGAACAAACUGCUUCCCAGCAUCUUAUCACAGACCUGGGGCUGCCCUCCCCAUCCUCCACCCCCCAAGCCACUCCUGUCUCUAAUCUCUCUCAGCACAUCACCACCGCCAACCUUGCCACCGGCACCCCUCAGCAGUAUGCCCAACCAUCUGUAUCAACGCAGGACGCAAGUGUAGCUGUCCUGUCUGUACCAGCCCCUCAGGUACAGGGCCAGCAGAGCUACACAACCCUCUGGGACCCCAACACUCAGCAGGCGGUGACCGUGCAGACACAGCCCGCACAACAGUAUGCCACAACCCCAGCACAGGCCCAGACACAGACGGCCAUUUAUUACCAGGGUCAGCCGUGCCAAACCAUCUACAGCAUCCCCACCGCCUACCCUCAGACCAGUGCUCCGGUCAUACAGGCAUAUACUGAGCCCACGGCUAGCUACCUGCAUGGCCAACCAGUUUAUCCUAGCCAUCAGCAGGGAGUUGUGGUGCAGCAGGGAGGCACAGUCACCACCAUUGUCACAUCACAAACGGUCCAACAGGAAAUGAUUGUACCCAACAAUGUGAUAGACUUGCCUCCUCCCUCUCCUCCAAAACCCAAAACUAUUAUACUACCUCCCAACUGGAAAGUGGCCCGGGACCCUGAAGGAAAAAUUUAUUACUACCACAUAGUCACCAGGCAAACACAGUGGGACCCUCCAACCUGGGAUGGAAGCAGCGAUAACACUAGUGUGGACCAUGAAUCUGAGAUGGACCUGGGAACACCGACAUAUGAUGAGAACCCUUCCAAGUUCUCCACAAAGACAGCAGAGGCAGACACUUCAAGUGAACUAGCUAAAAGGAGCAAGGAGACAUUUCGCAAAGAGAUGUCCCAGUUCAUUGUGCAAUGUUUGAAUCCCUACCGGAAGCCAGACUGCAAAUCUGGACGAAUCAGCAACACGGAAGAUUUCAAACACCUAGCUAGAAAGCUAACUCAUGGCGUUAUGAACAAGGAGUUAAAAGCUUGCAAGAAUCCUGAGGACCUUGAGUGUAACGAGAAUGUGAAGCACAAGACUAAGGAGUACAUCAAGAAGUACAUGCAAAGAUUUGGCUCUGUGUAUAGGCCCAAGGAGGACACAGAGGUGUGCUAGCCUCAGGGCCUGCAGAUGGCUGACUUGUUCUGGGAAGAAGCACAGAUUUGCCUUUCUAUUCACUCCUUCGUGUAUGAACUGGCCUGAACUGUGAAGUAGUUUCUUACCUGUAUUUAUGACUAAGAAUUGCACUGCUGCCCAAGAAACUCUCCAGGCCAUGCUGAUGAUGGAGGAGCUCUAUUUAAGAGACUGUCAGAGACUCGAGUGCCACUGAAAAACCCGACACUCAAGUUGCAGUGUUCCUGAAGGAUGACACUGAGGGGUGCUACAGAGACUAAUGUUCUCACUGACUGUUUGAUUUUUAGCUUUUUUUUUUCUCCAUUUGUGGCUUUUAAAUGUUCACGAGAUCACCUCAAUUCCACUUUUUAAUCUAUUCUAGUCCUGAAUGAGGACUAUUCAGCAGAAUAUACUUGGGUAUUGUGUUAGUUGAGGUUUCUUUGUUACUUCCACUGUUAAAAAUGGAUCAAUAAGAGAACGUUGAACGCCCCCACACCUCCUUUCCCCUUGUGCUCGCUUCAAGCCUCUGACUCUGCAUCUGGUGCUGCUUUUAACUGGGCUGUGGAGGUCCAGGCUUCCACUCCUCAAACCCUGCCUUCUUAACCACAGCUCUUUGGAGCCUCUGUUGUUUUAUGAAUGCGCAACGUAGGCUGAUGAUGGAACGUUGUCCUUGUGGAAAUUCCUCCCAUUUCUAUGUCUUGUGUGUCAAGGAUGAGCUCUUUCUUCAGUUACACCUAGGGAUCAGCCAGUGACUAGCAGGUUGCCUUUGCUAUUACAGAUGAGAUUAAUAUAAUUGUUUUUUGUAUGAAUUCAAUUAGACUUAGAACUGCAGCAGGGUUUGAAUACAGCGUGGUUCAUGUACUAUUUAGCAAUGUGUACAUUUUCCCCAUAUCCUGUCCAACUUGUUCUGCCGUUGUACCUCCAGUUCCAGGAGCGAUGCUGAAAGUGAAGGUUGUGGCUCUGCAGUUUUAACAGUUUAACAUCUUCCAUUGUCUGUUUGUUUUUUUUUUCUCUCACUCACUUUUAGUCCUCAUUUGACAUCAGAGACCCCAAGUCCAGGCUUGCUUCACAUUCAUGUCCAACAGUUUUCCAGGUGGUUCCAUUAGCAUUAGGUCAUCUAUUUGUUGCAGCUCAUUGAAUUGCAUUAAACUAAGAUCCAGCAUAUGUACAUCGCUCUUCUUGUGAAUAUAUUGAAUAAUAGUUUUGGGGAAUGUUUAAAUAAGCAGACACUUUGUAAAACAAUGAUCAUUUCAUAAUUGAAAGUGUAAAUAAUGUGUAAUAUUACCAAAGCUGUAUGCAGGGGACUGUUGUCAGGCAGCACAGUGAGCCCACACAUCCUCACCAGCUCAGCCCUCCUGAUGCAGUUAGCAUAUAAAUCUGUCAAACAUAGGACCCCACUGACACACAGCCGCCUAUUUUAUUUCAGAGUUUGGAGGAUUUUUAUGUUUAAUUUCUGUUUUGUUUUUGGGGGGGGUUGUGUUUUUUAAUUAAUUUUCUAUGUACAAAGUAAGUUUCACCCUUCUCUACUGUAAGUAUUGUGUAAGCACAUUGUCAUACCGAGUGUACAAACAUUUUAAAGAUAAUAAACUCUUUUGUAAAAUGA
Messenger RNA from Betta splendens (Siamese fighting fish), 10482 nucleotides. RefSeq names its product SET domain containing 2, histone lysine methyltransferase (gene setd2). The coding region runs from base 681 to 8882 and encodes 2733 amino acids. Gene Ontology annotation, molecular function: histone H3K36 methyltransferase activity; protein binding. Gene Ontology annotation, biological process: regulation of DNA-templated transcription. The transcript has 22 exons. The record is from RefSeq and is a predicted model, not a curated record. Gene Ontology annotation, cellular component: chromosome; nucleus. NCBI's taxonomy places the organism in Eukaryota, Metazoa, Chordata, Actinopteri, Anabantiformes, Osphronemidae.